Molecule: messenger RNA, 2253 nt
Organism: Aethina tumida (small hive beetle)
Lineage: Eukaryota; Metazoa; Arthropoda; Insecta; Coleoptera; Nitidulidae
Exons: 3
Coding region: 787-1812 (341 amino acids)
Molecular function (GO): catalytic activity
Source: RefSeq, a predicted model, not a curated record
UUGGUAAAAAUAGUUUAAUUGUGACACCAGAUAAAAAUCUGUGUAGCCUUUGGAAGAUUCGUGAAAUGUGUAAUAUAUGUACAGACAAAUUUUUUGACCCAUGGCCAGUAAAUGAAAGUGCUGGCCAUUCGUCAUUUUAUAAUUGCUGAACAUGUACUCCGUUAUCCAGGUUGAUAAAAUUUAUGAUUCAUCUGCUGUAUGAUUUGCGAAUUUGUAACAAGAUAAUUUUUGUAGAAUGAUUUAUAGGUUCGUUAAUUAUUGUUUGCUCUUCCAUAUUGUGUUUUAUUUAAUGUAUACUGUGUAAAACAUCACAAAUAUAACAUAUAAAAAAUCAAAUUGAUUUACUUUUUAAAUUUUGGGAUGUCAAUAUUUGAGAAACCUAGGACCAAUCAAUGCAAUUGUUAUUCGAUAUUCAAAUGAGUCAGGAGUCAAAAUAUUAGAUGAGUAACUACAUCGAUUUUACUACAUAUGUGACUUAACAGGAUAUUUGAGAAGUACGUAAUAAUAUAGAAAAGUAUGAGAAAAGUUUUGCAAUUUGGAUGUUCCUAAAUUUAUUGAGAAUAUGGUUGUCCAUUGGAUGAUGAUGGACCUGUAAUCAGAAAUGUCUCAUUUUUAUAUUGCUAUAUAUCCCGGGAUUUUUUUUUAUUAUUGGGUCAAAGUGGGGAAAAUCUACAAGACGCCUUCUGGUGGAAGGCAGUAUCGGACUAACCGACUAAAAACCCCUCUCCGGGCACCGAUCCGAAGAUCAUGGCCUAAGAGUAUAACCAUAUAGGUUUAUAUCCCGGGAUGGAGGACUGCGAGUCUAGCAGAAUAGCAGAACUGACCGGUCCUGACCUGAAGAAUAUUGCAGGAUUGGCAGGAGAGACAGAAAAAAUAGCCUAUCUCACCAGAGCAACUACAAUAAUGGAAGUUAAGAGGGGUGAGCAAUACAUAUCUGCAAUGCCACAAGUAGAAGUCAGGAAAGGUUGGUUCGAAGCAUUAAGGGACCUUGCGCCUGCAGUGGUCUGCAGCGAGAGACAAAGUAUAGUAAAAAUACCCACAAAAGGUAAUAAAUGGGGUAUUCUUAGGAAAGCGACAGAAUAUAUAUGUGGCGAGAAAAACAUAAGGGCGACAAUUUAUGUUAGCCAAAAAAGAUCAAUUGAGAUGGUAACCACAAAUGCAGAGGAGGGGGAACCGUUAAGGAAUCUGGGGAAAACUACUAAAAUACAUAAAACGUAUGCCCUUGUGGUUCAGAAGAAAGAUGCGGACUAUGAGGAAACUUUAAAAGCGGUAAAGAGUAGUCUAAGUACGACCGAGGGGAGAAAGGCGGUGCAAACGAUGAGGAGCACAAGACAUGGCAGGCUCCUCAUCACAAUGGAAAAGAACGACAGAAAGGCUCGAAGGGGAGGUAACCAAUCACAUCAAUGUCGUACUGGCGGGAGACCUGAACGCCAAAUCCAGGAGUGGGGAUCGAGGGUAGAGGACCGCAGGGGACCCAUGUUGGCGGAGUGGCUGGCCAUGCACGAUCUGAUGGUGCAGAAUAGGGGGUGCGUCCCUACCUAUGUUCAUGUAGAUAGGAACUUGGUGAUUGACGUUACGGCCAGUUCAGGUGAUCUGGCAGAUACAAAUAGACAAUGGCGGGUGAAGGGGGAAAAAUCACUUAGCUUUCAUCGAUACGUAAUAUUUGACGUGAUGAACGGGAGACAGGAAACCCCAAGGUCAACAAAGGGGUGGAACGUGCGACAAUUGAACCAAGUACUGUUGAGGGAAUGUGUGGAAAAAGACCUCGGAGAUAAAACCCUGACGCAUGGCCAGCUUAUCCAGCUUGUAUGAGAAACUUGCGAUAAGGUAAUGCCAAGAAAGGGCAUACAGGGAAGAUACAAGCCUAAAUAUUGGAAUAGGAAAUAGCGGAGGCAAGAAGGGAUUGCGUAAGGAAAAGGAGGGAUGCAAGCAGAGCGGCUGGAAGACCAAACCAACUACUAAAGCGGCAUGAAUACCGAAAUUCGAAAAAAAUGUUGAGGAAACUCAUCCAUAAACUGGAUCCGGAAUUCUGAAGACAUGGAGUUGGGGAUAGACGUGACGGCGGAGGAAAUAAGAAGAACCUCAGCAAAGAUGGAAACGGGGAAAGCUCCUGGACCCGAUGGAGUGCCUGCAGAGAUUGUGAAGUUUAUAGCGCAGGAGCAGGCUGACAGCCUAGGGGAGCCACAUUGAUGGCCAUUAAUAGGGUGAAGGAGCUGACCUUAGGAGAGAUGGGGAAGACCCGAGGGCUUUGUG